AUGCAGUACGGCGCGGCAGCGGCGGAUCAGGCGUGGUACAUGCCGGUGGUGGCACCGUCGUCGGCCGUGGAGACGGCGGCGGAGCGCGUGGAGCGGCUGGCGUCGGAGAGCGCGGUGGUGGUCUUCAGCGUGAGCACCUGCUGCAUGUGCCACGCCGUGAAGCGCCUCUUCUGCGGCAUGGGCGUGCACCCGACGGUGCACGAGCUGGACCUCGACCCGCGGGGCCGCGAGCUGGAGCGCGCCCUCGCCUGCCUCCUCGGCGCCUCGGGGGCCUCGGCGGCGGGCGCGCCGGUCGUGCCCGUCGUGUUCAUCGGCGGCAGGCUGGUCGGCGCCAUGGACCGCGUCAUGGCCGCGCACAUCAACGGCUCCCUCGUGCCGCUGCUCAAGGAGGCCGGCGCGCUCUGGCUGUGA
Molecule: messenger RNA, 411 nt
Organism: Miscanthus lutarioriparius
Lineage: Eukaryota; Viridiplantae; Streptophyta; Magnoliopsida; Poales; Poaceae
Source: the annotation of a GenBank genome assembly